This is a messenger RNA of Solanum stenotomum, 840 nucleotides long. Its product is annotated as receptor-like protein 9DC3. The record is from RefSeq and is a predicted model, not a curated record. Gene Ontology annotation, molecular function: protein binding. The transcript is spliced from 2 exons. Lineage: Eukaryota; Viridiplantae; Streptophyta; Magnoliopsida; Solanales; Solanaceae. The coding region runs from base 1 to 840 and encodes 279 amino acids.
AUGGGUAAGCUAACGGUGUUGAAUUUGAGAAGGAAUAAUUUCAGUGGGAGUCUUCCAUUGUUAUGUACUCAAAGCACUUCUUUGACGACCAUUGUCUUGAACAAUAAUCAAUUAGAAGGAUCUGUCCUAGUGUCGUUGCUCAACUGUGUUGGCUUAAAAGUUCUUGACUUGGGGAAUAACGCGAUAAAUGACACAUUUCCAGCUUGGCUUGGAACUCUUGAAGAUUUGCAAAAAUUUUUAGAAACUUCAACCAUAGAUCUUUCAAGCAACCAUUUUGAAGGUGACAUUCCGAAAUCACUAAAGGAUCUCAGCUCACUUAGGCUACUCAAUUUAUCCCAUAACAAUCUCAAAGGUGAUAUUCCAAUGGAAUUGGGGCAAUUGAAUACACUUGAAGCUUUAGAUCUCUCUUGGAAUCGGCUCACUGGAAAGAUUCCACAGGAAUUGACAAUAGUGAACUUUCUGGCGUUCUUAAACCUCUCUCAAAAUCAUCUCGUUGGACGCAUUCCUCAAGGUUCACAAUUCAGCACAUUUGAAAAUGACUCGUAUGGUGGCAACCUUGAUUUAUGUGGUCCUCCUUUAUCAAAGCAAUGUGGAACGAGUGAUUCAUCGCAUGUUCCUCAACCAUUGGAGGAAGAAGAAGAAGAUAAGUUAUAUUUUUUUAGUGGAUUUACGUGGGAAUCAGUAGUAAUAGGCUACAAUUAUGGACUAGUUGUUGGAACUGUCAUGUGGAGUCUCAUGUUUAAAUAUCGUAAGCCAAAAUGGUUUGUGGAAUUUUUUGAAGGCAUUUUCCCCAAGAAAAUGAGAAGGCCAAAGAAGAGAGCUCAGAGACGACGGACAUAA